Molecule: messenger RNA, 6121 nt
Organism: Panicum hallii
Lineage: Eukaryota; Viridiplantae; Streptophyta; Magnoliopsida; Poales; Poaceae
Product: eukaryotic translation initiation factor 4G
Exons: 12
Coding region: 218-5578 (1786 amino acids)
Cellular component (GO): eukaryotic translation initiation factor 4F complex
Molecular function (GO): mRNA binding; protein binding; translation initiation factor activity
Source: RefSeq, a predicted model, not a curated record
AUACUACUAGAGAGAGACGCCUCCCCUUCCCUUCCCUUCGAUUGCACUUCUCCCCCCUCCCCCCAACCCAAACCCAUCACCAAUUCGUUCGGCCCCCCGUGUCGCCUGCCCGCACUGGCCACGACCAAACCCUAGGCGCCGCCGCCCCCGGGGCCCCCAGGGCUGCUCGCUGGGAGAAGAAGAAGGAGGAGAUCGGAGGAGAUAGUCACAGGGAUUUAUGUCCCAGCGAGGGGACAGGGGCGAGGGGCACAGGAGACCCGGCCGGUCCAGCAGCUUCGGCGGCCACCGCGGAGGCGGAGUCGGCGGCGCGGGCAAGGGCGGCGGGGGCUCCUCAGGCCAGCCUCCCCUCUCAUCUAACCGCAGCUUCAGAAAGGCCGGCAAUGGCCACGGCGGGCACCAGAGGGUGGUGAGCCAGCCUGAUACCACCGGCUUCCAGCCUGCUCCGGCGCCCGUUUCCCACCAGACACCUACGCGACCUCCAGUCGCGCCUCAGAAUGCAGCAGCGCAUGUUCCCGUCCCUGCGCCACGGCCACAACACCACGAUCCACAACUAUCGUCAUCAUCACCUGCCAGCGAGAAGCCCGGUAAUGCACCAUUGCCAAAAGCUACCCAUGCUGCCCCCAGGGCACCACCUAAGAGCUCUAACCCCCCUGUUCCUCAGGGAGCAUCAAAAGGAGAAUCAUCCAAGGGAUUUAACUUUCAAUUUGGAAGUAUAAAUAUGAAUGGACUACCGCAAUUUCCUGCUAGGACAAGCUCGGCUCCCCCAAACUUGGAUGAACAAAAGCGUAAUCAGGCACUUCUUGAGGAACUUAAGGUUACACCUCCUGGUCCAAUGCAACCGGCUCCUAAACAGCAGCCAUCACAGCAGCAGCUGCACCAGCAGAAGCAGCAGCAGCAGCAGCAGCCACAGCAGCUAUUGCAGCAGUCACAACAGGUUCCCCAGCAACCACAACAGCAGCAAUCAAGAAAGGAUGCUGUUGGUUCCAGCCAACCAACCUCCGUCAACCCUCAUCUUCCAUCCCAAUUGAAAAGAGAUGUGCACGCUUCUCCAUCUGUCCCCAAUGUUGCAUCUCUUAGGCCUACUGUUCAACCAAUGCCUGGGGUGCAAAUGUCGAUCCCCUUUCACCAUCAGCCAGCACCAGUUCCAUUGCAGUUUGGUGGUCACGGUCCACAACUGCAGCCACAAGUUGUACCCAGCUCAUUACAAAUGUCAAUGGGAUUGACAGGCAGUAAUGCACCGCAAGUCCCGCAGCAGCUAUAUGCCCCAACUAUCCAGCACCAUCAAUUGCAACAGCAAGCAAUGAUGCAUCAAGGGCAGGGUAUGAGUUAUCAAUUCGCACCUCAGUUGGGUAACAUUCCUAUGAACAUACCCCCACAAUAUCCUCAGCAACAGCCAAAUAAGUUUGUUGCUCCUCGGAAGACUACUGUAAAAAUUACUCAUCCAGACACUCAUGAAGAGUUGAAGCUUGAUAAGAGGAUGGACUCUUCUGGACAGAGGGCUGCCCCUAAUUUGACAUCACAAUCCCAGUCCCAGCCAGUUGGUGGCUAUGCUCCUCAUAUUGGCUUCUUUCAUCCGCCAUCGAAUUCCUACAAUCAGUCUGGGAUUUAUUACCCUCCUACAACUGGUGUGAGCCAGGUUCCUACUGGAUCCUCGGGUCCUAGGUUUAAUUAUCCUGUCACUCAGUCUGGGCAAGCGAUUACAUAUAUGAGUCCAUCUGCAGGGCCUCCAGUAUCUGGGCAAUCCCAAAUGACAGUUAAACCACACCCUGGUGGGUUGCAGGCUGAAAAAUCUGGGACUCACCCGGUCACGAUAAGUGCGCCACCAGGUAAAUCUGAUGCCCCUAAGCUAAGGCCUGCUGAGGAUGCUCCGGCAAGUCGGCAGAAGGAUAGUGAAGUUGUGUCUGGGAUCACAGUUUCUAAUAAAUCAGCCCAUGAGAAGGAGACUAAAGCUCUGUUAGUCUCAGAGAAGAAUCCCACUGUGGUAAGCCUGUUGCCAACUGAAGGUACAAAACCACCAACUUCAGUGACUGCGAAUUCAGCCUUAUCUUUAUCUGGAGCUGAUCUGAAGAACAAAGAAUCCAUUCAAAGGAGUGGGUCAUUUAAGGAUAAUAAGAAAAUUGUCAUUAAAAAGGAUGCCAGAAAUUCAUCCGAACCACAACAUUCAGCUUCACCCACUGAAGAUGAUAGUGGUGAUCAUGUGGAAACUAAGAACCUGAACAAAGAGCUGGAUUUAAACAGCUCUUCAUCAGGCACAGCAGCUCCGGUACCUGAAAGUAGGGCUGGUACAGCUGAAGCUGACAGCAUACCAGUGAAUGCUGCUGAUAUUCCUGGGACAGAUAGGAGCUCUGCAACACCAACUUCCGAGGGUACCAGUGAGCCUCAAGGAGCAGAAAGCAUUGCUGUUUCCGCUGUUGAAUGUGAGGAAAGCAAGGGUGCUCUCAAAGUGACCACAGAUGCUAGCAAGGAUAAUAUUUCUUGUGAUGCCACUGAACGUGAAACACCUGAAGUAUGUGCAGUGACUUCCAAUACUGAUAAUUCAGAUGCAGCACCUCAUGAAACUGAUCAGGAACAGUUACCAAAAGAGUCGACACCGUCAGUACCUGAGGAACAAGGUAUGAUGAGUUCCUCAUCCAAGAAUUCUGAGACUUCAUCGCAUAUUCUUGAUGGCAGUGCUGUGGCUGUGACGACUUCCGAAACUUCAGAGCCUACUGUUCAAGGUGCCAGUGAUGGUGACUCAGAUAUUAGUCCGGAAACAGGCCCAGCUGCUUCAAAUGUUACUCAAAUUUCAUCAGAGGGACAACAGAAAUCUGAAAGUAUGUCAAGUGAUCAAUCAGUUGCUGCAACCACAGGUUCUGUUCGACCAGUAUCAAGGGAAAAGCCUAUUGUUGAGAUCACUAGGACAAAAUCCACUGCUGGGAAGAGGAAGAAGAGAAAGGAAAUGCUUUCUAAAGCUGAUGCUGCAGGGAUUUCAGAUCUUUAUAAUGCAUACAAGGGACCAGAAGAGAAGUCUGAAAUUAUUAGCACUGCAGAGGGAGCGGAUAGUUCUUCAACAGUUGAUACAACUCAUGUGCUGCCUGAUGAGCAAGAAAUGGAGGUCAGUUCAUCUGCAGAUGAUUCAAAGAAAAAAGUUGAGCCUGAUGAUUGGGAAGAUGCAGCAGACAUGUCUACUCCAAAGCUGCAAUCUGAUUCUGGAAAUCAGGCUGGCACCACAAAAGUAUUAGAAGCAGAUACAACUGAAGGUAACGGCAGGAAGAAAUAUUCGCGGGACUUCCUGUUGACUUUGUCACAGCACUGUACUGGUCUUCCUGUUGGAUUUCAGAUGAAUGAAGCUGUCAAUGCAAUAAUGAAUAAUUUAACAGGAAAGUCCUACGUUGUUGAUCGUGAGCCUCACCCGAGUCCUGGAAGGGGUUCCGACCGGCCAACUUCUCGUGGUGACCGCCGUGGUGCUGCCAUGGCUGAUGACAGGUGGACAAAAGGAGUACCUCUCAGUCCUGGUCGUGACAUGGACCUAGCAAAUGGACCAUCAAUUAUCAAUUAUCGUGGCGGCCCAGGAGGUAAUCAUGGUGUUUUGAGGAAUCCACGUGGUCAACCAGGUGGUGGGCUUCUUCUAGGACCCAUGCAUUCUGUUGGACCUCAAGUAUCUCGCAGCGGCUCUGAUGCUGAUAGAUGGCAGCAAAAAGGUCUGAUGCCUUCUCCUGUCACACCCAUGCAAGCGAUGCACAAAGCAGAGAGAAAGUAUGUUAUUGGCAAAGUUUCUGAUGAGGAAGAGGCGAAGCAGAGGCAAUUGAAAGCCAUUCUUAACAAGUUGACUCCGCAAAACUUUGAAAAGCUUUUUGAACAAGUCAAGGAAGUCAACAUUGACAGUGUAGCUACUCUUACAGGGGUCAUUUCACAGAUAUUUGACAAAGCUUUGAUGGAACCAACUUUCUGUGAAAUGUAUGCUAAUUUUUGCUUCCAUUUGGCUGGUGCCUUGCCAGACUUUAGUGAAGACAAUGAAAAGAUUACAUUUAAAAGACUGCUUUUGAACAAAUGCCAAGAGGAGUUUGAGAGAGGUGAAAGAGAAGAAGCUGAAGCUGAUAAAACAGAGGAGGAAGGUGAGAUUAAACAGACCAAAGAAGAGAGGGAGGAAAAGAGAAUCCGUGCUCGAAGGCGCAUGUUGGGAAACAUCAGGUUGAUUGGAGAAUUGUACAAAAAGAGGAUGUUGACGGAACGGAUAAUGCAUGAGUGCAUUAAAAAAUUGUUUGGAAAUUAUGAUGAUCCUGAUGAGGAGAACAUUGAAGCACUAUGCAAGUUGAUGAGUACAAUUGGAGAGAUGAUAGAUCAUGUAAAGGCAAAGGAGCACAUGGAUGCCUAUUUCGAUAUAAUGCAGAAGAUGUCAACAAGUCAGAAGUUGUCUUCUCGUGUGAGGUUUAUGUUGAGAGAUUCAAUUGACCUGCGGAAAAAUAAAUGGCAACAGAGGCGUAAAGUUGAAGGUCCCAAGAAGAUUGAGGAGGUUCACAGGGAUGCAGCUCAAGAAAGACAUGCUCAAUCAAGUAGGCUUGGACGUGGUCCAGCUGUUAGUUCCGUCCCAAGAAGAGGAGCACCUCCUAUGGAUUAUGGCCCCCGUGGCUCAUCUGCAUUAGCAUCGCCAAGUUCCCAACAGGGGAGCAUUCGAGGAAUGCCUCCACAUUCGCGUGGAUUUGGUUCACAAGACAUCCGGUUUGAGGAAAGACAUCAGUUUGACAGUAGAACUGUUCCUCUUCCUCAGCGUGCAGUCAAGGAUGAAGCUAUCACUCUUGGCCCACAAGGUGGCCUUGCUAGGGGUAUGUCUAUAAGAGGGCAACCGCCGGUAUCAAAUGCUGAACUUCCUUCUGUUGUUGACCACAGAAGGAUAGUUUCUGGUUCUAAUGGUUAUAACUCUCUGGCUGAUCGAACCUCUGGUAGAACACCAGCUUCUAGUCAAUCUGCUGGGCCUUCACAGAGGCCUGCCAGCCAGGAAGGCCGUUCAGGAAAUAAAUCAUAUUCUGAGGAUGAUUUGCGAGAAAAAUCUAUUUCGGCCAUCAGGGAAUAUUACAGUGCAAAAGAUGAAAAGGAAGUUGCCUUGUGUAUUGAGGAGUUGAAUGCUCCAAGUUUCUAUCCUUCUGUUGUAUCACUUUGGGUAAAUGAUUCCUUUGAGAGGAAAGACAUGGAAAGAGAGUUGCUGGCUAAACUUUUUGUCAGCCUUUGCAGUGGUCGACAUAAUUUGUUGAGCGAACGGCAACUCAUUGAUGGCCUUGCAUCUGUUCUUGCCUCAUUGGAAGAUACUUUAAGUGAUGCUCCAAGAGCCACUGAGUACCUUGGGAGACUUCUUGCAAGGUUUGUGCAGGAAAACAUAUUGUCCUUGCAAGAGGUAGGUAAAUUGAUUCAAGAAGGUGGAGAAGAACCAGGGUAUCUUGUACAAGAUGGUAUGGCAGCUGAUAUCCUUUGGGCAGUUUUGGAUUCCUUAAGAUUAGAAAAGGGUGAUUCAUUCUUGAAUGAGGUCAAGUCAAGUUCCAGUUUAAAGUUGGAGGAUUUCAGACCACAACAUCUUAAGCGAUCAAAGUUGGACGCCUUCAUGUAGUCAUUUAAGUAAUUCUUACUAGAUUACCAACUCACGGGUGCUGUCACGAAGCGGCUUACUUUCUCUGCCCCCAAGUACCUGCCGGCCUUUUUGAUGAACUGGAAAAUAUACCUCUGAUGCCGCUCCUAUUUGCUACCUGAUCUAUUCGAGGAGAUUGAAAGUGGGGUCACCCAUUUUUUUCAGAGUUGGUGCUGGUUUUAAGUUAUUGUUGCUGAAGGGUCAUCGUGGAUGCUGUGGCUUAAGCAGGUAGCUAGGCUCCCAUAAGAGUAUCAGGGAAUAUUUUUGUGAUCACGGGGAGAAGUCUGCUAACCAAUAUUUGUUGGUAGUCGGGGGAACUGUAGGUUGAACUGAUGCCUCCUGCAGGCUUCUGACCAUAUUCCUUUGUGAUCGGAAUUGAUAGUCGGUUAACUUAGCGGCAUUUUCCUGAUAGCCAAUGUUUCUCUUGACUGCCCGAGUAUGUUAAUCUUGUUUAAUUUUUGCUGUAAUUUGCUAUUUUUUUCUCUCGUUUCAUUACUGUGUAUUUAUCGUGGACCUGACGCCUCA